CCAUAUUCUCCCGUCACAAUGGCGACGAAGAAAAUGAACAUUUUGGUAUAUUCGGGUAAUGGAAGUACUACCGAAUCUGUUCGCCACUGUCUCUACACGCUCCGUCGCUUGCUCUCUCCUACCUAUGCAGUUAUCCCUGUCACCGGCGAAAUCAUUAUCAAAGAGCCGUGGAUUUCUUCUUGUGCACUGCUUGUAUUUCCUGGCGGCGCGGACCUUGGCUACUGUCGGACUCUCAAUGGUGAAGGCAACCGCCGCAUCAGUCGCUAUGUCAAUGCUGGAGGCUCUUACUUAGGCUUUUGCGCGGGAGGCUAUUAUGGGAGCCAAAAGUGUGAGUUUGAGAUCGAUGAUCCCGUCAUGAGAGUCGUUGGUGAUAGAGAGUUGGGCUUCUUCCCUGGAAUCUGCAGGGGACUUGCUUUCGAUGGAUUUGUGUACCAUAGCGAAGCUGGAGCCAGAGCCGCGGAUGUGAAGAUCAACAAGAAAUGCUUCGAUAGCGCGAAAGAAGACAUGGCAGAGACUUUCAAGACUUACUACAAUGGGGGCGGGGUGUUCGUAGACGCGAAGAAACUGGAAACACGGGGUGUUCAAGUCUUGGCCGAGUAUACUGAAGAUCUACAUGUUGACCCAGGAGGCUGCAAAGCAGCAAUUAUCUAUCGAAAGAUAGGUGAGGGCCACGCCGUUCUUACAGGGCCUCAUCCUGAGUUCGCUCCUCAAAACCUCACCACAAUACCCAAAAUACCUGCCUACUCCUCUAUCAUUGAUGCUAUUUCCUCCACGGAUGCUAGCCGUGUGGCAUUCAUGCGCCUCGUUCUCGCAAAGCUAGGCUUGAAAGUGAAUGAGGAGGAACAAGCGGUACCGUCUCUCUCCCGUCUUCAUCUCUCGUCUCACUCGCCCACAGACGUCUCCCAACUCAUCGCCUCGUGGAAUGAAAUCAUCUCUGUAGUCGAUGGUGAGGAUUACAUCAAAGGCGUGAACGACGUAUUUCGCGUGGAAAAAGAGGGCAGCGUAUGGGGAAUCCAGGGGUUGAAGAAAGCAGUAGACGCAGUCAGCAGCGCGUUGCCCACAGUAUUCUCGAGCACGACAGAUGAACAAGAUCUUGCUACUUUGAAGGAUGAUCAAAACUCCAAACCCAAGACCGACGAAGACAAGAUCCGGGACAGCAUAGAAUACACCACAACCGCCACGAGCCCCGACCAAAUCCUCGACUACGACAAACUCGUCAAAUCCAUAGUCCCCCAUCCCACCGAACUCCCUUCAACCCGCGAAACGCCAUCCUUCCACCAUGAAGCCUACUACGCCAACCUCAAACACCACCACUCCAAGAGCCAAAACCACGCCCCGAAAUUCGGAACCCAGCUUCUCUACGGCGACGUCGUGACAUCAACUAACACUCUCCUAGAGAAAAACCCUUCGCUGCUCCGCAACCUCCCCACAGGCUUCACUUUCACCGCAACGACGCAAAUCGCCGGCCGAGGACGCGGCACAAACGUCUGGGUAGCGCCCCCAGGAGCUCUCAUGUUCAGUACUGUAGUCCACCACCCCUUCACGCUCACAGAGUCCGCACCAAUUAUCUUCAUCCAAUACAUCGCCGCACUCGCCAUCGUCCGCGGCAUCCAAUCCUACGCCCCCGGGUACGCCGCCCUCCCCGUCAAAUUAAAAUGGCCAAACGAUAUCUACGCCCAACUCCCAGGCUCCCCCGCCAACCCGCUCGUCAAGAUUGGCGGAAUCCUCGUCAACUCGAGCUACAGCGGCGCAGAGUACAACGUCGUUUGCGGCAUCGGCCUCAACCUCGAUAAUCCGCUCCCAACCACCAGCCUCAACAGCUUGCUUCCUAGCCUUUCGUCUUCGUCAGUUGCUACGGAAAGUGAAUCCACGCUCAAGCCGCUUACGCACGAGAAAUUGCUGGCGUCUAUCCUAGCGUGCUUCGAGGAGCUCUACCGCGAUUUCUGCCGGUUAGGGUGGAGCAAAGAAAUGGAGGAGGAGUACUAUGCGUGUUGGUUGCAUAGUGGGCAGAUUGUGGACUUGGAGACGGAUGAGGCGAGUGGGAUGCGUGCGAGGAUCAAGGGAAUUACGCGGGAUUGGGGAUUGCUUCUGGCUGAGGAGUUGGGGUGGCAGGAUCGACCGACGGGCAGGAUGGUGGCGUUGCAGAGUGAUAGUAAUAGUUUUGAUUUCUUUAGGGGGUUGGUUAGGAGGAAGAUUUGA
This is a messenger RNA of Periconia digitata, 2199 nucleotides long. The record is from the annotation of a GenBank genome assembly. NCBI's taxonomy places the organism in Eukaryota, Fungi, Ascomycota, Dothideomycetes, Pleosporales, Periconiaceae.